ACCUCAGAGACGUCAAAACCCAUGACAAGAGUUGUAUUUUACUCUUCUAAGGAUAUAGUGUCUUGACAGUCAACACAUUAGGAUAAAAUCACCUGCCAAGUAAAACAAACAGGAGAGAAAUCGGGAGAGAGAGGCGCAAGCAAAGGAAGCGCGCUGCCUUUGAGGACUGUUACAUUUGUAUCCGUUUUGUGAGUUACAUUUUAACAAGUCUUUUUUUUUUUCUCUCGUAACCACGUGGGCAACAAGCAGAGUUCAUGUGUGACAUAUACAGCCUGGACUCUCAGUGCGUGUCUCCACAAUGCAACAUGAGUUGGGGGAUGGAGUCUGCUAACUUCUACGAGAACAAGCUGAGCGGGCUGCAGGCGGUGUGCAAGCCGGGCAGGAGUGAUGCUGCGGCGGAGGACCACAACACCAUGGCCGAGCUGAGCACCGCCACUGCCAUGUACGACGACGAGAGCGCCAUCGACUUCAGCCAGUACAUAGAGUCCAUGACAGCGGUGCCAAACCUGGAGCUGUGCAACGACGAGCUCUUCCUCGACCUGUUCAAUACUGUGAAGCAAGAGAAGGCGGACUUCUACAGCAUGCCAAACUCGGUGUCGGUAUCCGGCAGCAUGCAACAGCUGUCAAGCAGCGCAGGCUACGCAGCUGGGAGUCAGAAAGAGUACGAGAGGAAAGCGGAGGUUGGCUUUGACAAGGGGGUGUUCAGCGCGCCCAUCAAGCAGGAGUCCGACUGGAGCGACAGCGACAUGUCCUCGUCCCUGCCGUCCCAGAUCGAGACCUGCGCCCAGACCUCCGUCAGCUUGCCCACGGGACAGCCGACACCCCCGACCACCCCAGAGCCCCUGUCCGCUGUCAGCUCCGCCAGCUCCUCCCCUCGGAAGAUGGGGAAGGAAAGGGGGAAAAAGGCAGUUGACAGGUUCAGCCAAGAGUACCGUCAGAGGCGAGAGAGGAAUAACAUCGCCGUGAGGAAAAGCAGGGACAAGGCCAAGCAGCGCAACUUGGAGAUGCAGCAAAAGAUGAUUGAACUGAGCGCGGAGAACGACAGGCUACACAAAACGAUCGAGCAGCUAACCAGGGAGCUUACAGGACUGAGAGAUUUCUUCAAACACCUACCCAACUCCUCCUUUGUGGGCUCGUCAAGCGCAGAGAGUCGGUGACAAAGUUAAACCUGUUGCCUCUAUGAACUGAGCUUUGCAAGACAUACCUCAAACAGACAUUUCGUUUUACCAUCUGUAACAGAUGUAUUUUAAGCUUAACCAUAAUGGCACUGGAAAUAUUUGACGUUGCUGCCAUUUUUUGUGGGAUUUUUUUUUUCUAUAUUAAAUUAUUUUACCACUGCAUUUACAUGUUGUUAUACCUGAUAUGGUACGUUUUAUAAUUCCAAACUUUGUAUGAGAGCCAUCUUAUACAAUCUUUUAUAUAGUUUGUAUGAAACAUUUGCUUAUGGAAUCUAUAAUAAAAUUGCUGAAAAG
Myripristis murdjan (pinecone soldierfish) is the source of this 1472-nucleotide messenger RNA. RefSeq names its product CCAAT enhancer binding protein delta (gene cebpd). The record is from RefSeq and is a predicted model, not a curated record. Bases 255 to 1157 code for a protein of 300 amino acids. Gene Ontology annotation, biological process: DNA-templated transcription; regulation of cell differentiation; regulation of transcription by RNA polymerase II. The transcript has a single exon. Lineage: Eukaryota; Metazoa; Chordata; Actinopteri; Holocentriformes; Holocentridae. Gene Ontology annotation, molecular function: DNA-binding transcription factor activity, RNA polymerase II-specific; RNA polymerase II cis-regulatory region sequence-specific DNA binding.